AUGACUCUGACGCCAAGCAACACAUACUCCUCGACGAGUCUGGUUUCUGGCUCGACCGACAUCAACAGCACCGACGUUAGCGAUAAGGUCUCGUUGCGGCAGAAGAGCGAGGCAGACAUGGACCAGUACGACUACAAAACGUUCAGCACAAAACAUCCUCUUCGUCUGUCGAAGAUACGCGCGUUUGAGCAGGCGGAGAUGGCGCACAAAAUGUAUUUUGCUAAAGACGAGGAGUUGGAGCACAAGAAAACCGGCAUGCUGGUGCAGGUGCCGGGGCUUUCGCCUCGUGAGUCGCGCGAGCUGAGCGCGGAGGCUGGACUCGAGCCGGAUGACUCGCAGAUGGAGGAUUCAUACGACUACGCUGUUUACGAGGACGACAGCGACGAGGACACGAGCCUGGACCGAGACGAUCCAUUUGUUUCUGCAGAUAGACGACUGAAAAUCAUGAAGAACGCUCUGCGACCGGUGACGGAGGAGCAGCUUGUUGCCAAGAAGCUCAAACGGUCGCCGCUGAACGCUGUGUUCCAGACAAGCUCACAGUUCAUGAAGGACCUGGACCUGCAGGAGCUGGAGCUGUGGGAACUGAUGAAUGAGGAGUUUGAGAAGGAGAUGGAGGCAGUCGAGGCCGAGGCCAGAGAGGGAGACAAGCGACAAAGCCAGCUUAAUCUACUCGACACGUCGCUGGAAUCGCUGUCGCACGCCGCAUCUCCAGAGUUGUCGAUGGUUGUGUUUGACAGUCUGCGCCGCAAGAUCAAGCAGGACAUGAACCAGGACAACCUGGAGUUCAGUAUAAGUACGAAUUAA
This is a messenger RNA of Ogataea parapolymorpha DL-1, 804 nucleotides long. RefSeq lists its product as uncharacterized. The transcript has a single exon. NCBI's taxonomy places the organism in Eukaryota, Fungi, Ascomycota, Pichiomycetes, Pichiales, Pichiaceae. The record is from RefSeq and is a predicted model, not a curated record. The coding region runs from base 1 to 804 and encodes 267 amino acids.